UGCCCUGGGGCUGGGGGGGAGGCGGCUGGGGGGGGGACUGGGCGGGGCGGCCCAGGACGCCUGGGUCUCUGCCCCUCCCAUUUGCUAGGCUUCCGUGGCUCCAUCCCCGGGAGGCCGGGCAGAGCUGGCAGAGGUCAGUGUCCUGGGCUCCAUGAUGCCAACCCUUUCUCUCUGGUGCUAUCCCCUUUCCAGCCAUUUGGGGAGACUGAGUUGUCUUUGGCCACGCUGUAUUCUGCCAGGCCGGUCUCUGGUACCUCCCAGGGUAGGCAGUGAGGGAGGUGGACACUCCCAGGACGUGGAGUGAUGGGGCAAGAGUAUACCAGAGGAGAAGGCACUGUCCCCUUUUCUUAGUUAACCUCCACCUGCAGGUCAACUCUGGCUUUCUCUGUCCUGUGGCCUAGGAGCAAACUGGUUUAACUAGUGGGGGGUUAUGAGGGUGCUGCGAAUUGGGUUCACAGACCUCCUCCCUCUCACUCUGCCUGCACUCAGUUCCAGGAGUUAAGACGCGUGGGUCUCUCGCUGCCAAUAUCGUCCCCACCUUUAGGCUUGGAUUUAGAGGGGGAGAGGCUGGCUGGGAGGAGGGCUGAAAGAACUUUAGGGAGGAGGGGGGAUGGGAGGAGCCUUGAGCUGGGUGUGAGGGAAAAAGCCCAGGCGAGGGUGUGUGUCUGGCUCAGCCAGCAAGGCCUGCCUGGCUGCCUGGUAGAUGCGCCACGAAUGUUGUUGACGCUGGGUCUCCAAAAGCCCAAAACCUGUGUCUAAUAGGGUCGUUCUCUGACUCCAAACAAACCGAGGCCGAAAGGCUCUCAAACCUAGAGAGGGAAACCAAUAGUUUGGUUUUAUACUACAAAGCACAGAGCUAGAGAAAAGUGAAGUCCUAUGCACAGAGCAGAAGCACUCCCACAGGGAUGGUCACGACUCCAGAAGAGGAGAAAGAUCAUUGGGCCAGGCACUGGCCCAAAGCACCAUCCCCAGCAACGCUCCCAGAGUGGCCAGCACCUGGGGAAUGGACCCCUGAAUCACAUCACAUUUUCCACCCUGGAAUUUACUCAGCUCUGGUCUUGCUGUCACCCUAGGGGCCAGGUAUCACCCUCCUGGGAAAGACCUUUUUUGGGUAGCCAUUAUCAGCUGAAGGAGAAGGGAGAAGAAGAGGCAUGCUGUGGCAAUCGCAGGAGACAGAGACGUCAUGGGGGAGGAGGGGGCGCAGACAAACUGCCUUUCACUCCAGGGCUGGGAAUAGGUACUCCAGGGUCCCGUCCCCAGGUGGCCUGACUGCUGUUGACUUUGCCGGUUACCCUGGGAGCAGCUAGCUCUUAGCAGUGUGGGAGGGGUGUGUGUUAGGGAGUUGGACCCUGGCAUUCAGGCUGGGGUGGGAUAGUGAGCUGCCUGUGUGGCAGGGAUCCUGCCAGGAGGCUGCAAAGUUAACCCCUCCUGCCCUGCCCUGGUGGCGGCUGGCGGAAGGAGGGGCGGGCCCAGUUGCGGUUUGGGAAUGUGGCCCUAAUCCCCCUCCCCACCCCACCCCAGCACAUCUGUAGUUGGUUUACAGUGAAUGAGUCUCCUGUCCUCAUGAACCCGGCCUGGGCACCAUUCCCUUCCUGCCCAGGCACUGGGACACAGACCCAGGCACCACCCUGCUCAGCUCUCUCCACUGGCUUUUCCUUUCACCUUCCUUACAGGACCUCAGGAUCUCAGGGACUUGAACCAGAGACCAAGCAUUGGAACUCUGAGACUUCAGCUUGGAGUAGUAGAUGGGGAUGGAGCAGUUAAUAGGAUUGGGGGGGGGGGGCAAAUAUGGGAGCACACCCAAGAGGACAGUAAGUCUUAAAUUCCAUUGUUUUCCUGUCCCCUUUUGUCUUCAUCUGUCCAUAUGUCUCUGUCUUUGUCUGUGGUGGGUGGUUUGUUCACUUAAUCCAUCCUGGUUAGUAUAACUAUUUCCUUGAGACUUCCUCGUUCCAGCCUAUGACUGGGGUGGGAAGUGGGGGCGAGACACUGUCCAAGAAUACUUGCCCUGUACCAACCUCUCUCAUCAAUAAUUGUCUCUGCCCCUCACCAAACUCAACCACUGGAAUUAUAUUCAGAAGCAGUUAGCCACAACAGGCAAGGCCUGGUGACAGAGGCCUUAAUCCCAGCUACUUGAGAGGCUGUAGCAUAAGGGAUCUCAUGAAAGUGGAGAGCUUGUGUACAGCAAAGGAGACCAGUAAUCAACCAAGUGGAGAGACAGCCACAGAUCAGCAGGAAAGUCUUGGCCAGCCGUACGUCUAGCAAGAGUAAUAGCUAGAGAAAGAACUCAGCAGUGAACGGGCUGAUGAAAUGAACAGACUGGUCUCGAAAGACAAAUACGAAUGGCCAAGAAACACUGGAAAAUAUGUUCAAACUCACCAGCAAUCAAAGAAACGCAAAUCCAGUGUGCAUUGAAAUCCCUUCCCACCCCCAUCUCCUUGGGGCAGGAGGGAGGGCUCAGCCGUUAAGAUCACUUGUUGCUCUUGCAGAGGACCUGGGUUCAGUUUCCAGCACCUCUGCCCUCUUAGGAUCUCCUUGUGGACCAGGAUUUGGGUGCACAUACAUACAUGCAGGCAAGACAUUCGUGUACAUAAAAUUAAGGAAAAAGAUGGCUGGCUAGGUCAGGUCUUUGGUACAGCUCUUGGCUAGCAAUAUAAAGUCCUAGGCUCAGGUCCCAGUAGUGUAAAAAAUUAGUAGUGUAAUAAAACAGUAGAUAGGGAGAGAAACCAAAGAGUUUAAAUGUUCCCCUCCCACCACUCCCCAACUUGCAACUGAGUCACAUUCUGUUUCUCUCCAUCCCAGCGGAGGGGGCUCUGCUCCCUAUUCCUUCCCCAGGGUUACGUCUGCUUCUAGGCUUGGCUUUGCUUAUGGGUGGUUUGCUUGCUCACUGUGACAGCUCAGAGAAGUGAUAUCCUGGGGGUCCCAGGAUCAUGCUUCCUCCUUUGCUGCUCUUGCUUUUUAAUACUUAUUUUAUGAGUGUGUGUGUGUGUGUGUGUGUGUGUGUGCGUGCGCGCGUGCGCGCGUGCGCGCAUGUAUGUACGAUGUGUAUCCAGUGACAGUGAAGGUCAGAAAAAGGUAUUGGGCAGCCAGGCAGUGGUGGCUAACCUGGUCUACAGAGCGAGUUCCAGGACAGCCAAGAAGGCAACACAGAGAAGCCCAGUCUUAGUUAAAAAAAGAAAGAAGAAUGAGGAGGAGGAGGAGGAAGAGGAGGAAGAGGAGGAAGAGGAGGAAGAGGAGGAAAAGAAGGCAGUGGCAUUUAAUCCCCUAGAACUAGGGUUACAGAGAGUUGUACGGGUGCUGGGAGCCAAACCCUGGUCCUCUGGAAGAGCCACAAGUAUGACCAACUGCUGAGCCACCCCUCCAGACCCCUUUACUCCUUGCAUAACAGAGCAAAGACCAAGAAGAACUGCAGGGAGAAGAGGACUCAGAAACCCCACUAGCUUCAAGACAUUGCCUAGGUCAUUUCCUCGGUCUGGGCCUGCAGGAUUGCCCCAUGCCACACUCAAAGGUUGCUGGCAGAUGUCGGUGGGGGCUGGGGGAAGCCGGAUUACAGUCCCUGAGGAUAUCAUUAAUGUGCAGGAGUACUGUAGGGGCUUGGAGACCGGGGCACCCGGGGAGACCAUGAUGAAAACAUGUUUUGUACUACACGUGUGCUUUCCUCGUCCUUCCUUACCUCCUUCGCCACCUCCUCCCUCCAGGUGUGCCCUGCGCCAAGGCUGGUGCUGGCUUUGCGCUUGGUGCUUAUUUGAUUUUACCCUUGCACCAGGUCUGUCUGUGCUUGCCAGCUCCUUGGCUCUGCUGAUGUGUAAGUUUGUAUGUAGAAGGUCUUAGCUAGCUCCAGGGCAGCCCAUGUAGAAUAGUGCCUUGGUUUUCGAACGAAACACUUUAUGUGUUCUGAGGAGCUCUUUCCCGACCCGAGCCAAGCCGUUUGUUAAUUUGGCAAAUUUGGAUUGAACAGACUGCGCACUAACCAGUAUGCUAAGCCCUGGGAAUAGUAUACACGGUCCCUGCCCUUGUUGGCUGAAGUCUGAUGGAGGUGUCAGGUGUUAACUAACCAGGCAAUCAGGAUGGAGAGGCGAUGCAGAAGGAUGUGUUUAUUUAUACCCAGCCAAGGGCAUCAGAAGAGCUUUCCGGGAAGAAGGGAAAGAGGAGGAUAAUGAAAGAAAAUGUUCAAAGGCCCCGGGGUUGAGGUCCUAGCUCUCACCCAUAUAACUCUGGAAAAAAAGAGGGGUUCCCUAUUCCUGUGCCCUUCCUGUGUCCAGUAUGCCCUAGGGAAAGAAUAGUAAGACCUUCCUCCUCAAGGUCAGAGCUAGCUCUAGGAUCCAGGCUGAUGCUGUGCCUGAAUGGAUCCAUUUACUCCUUCUCCUGUUCCAAACAGCAAAACUGAGACACAGAAAAGGGAAACAUUACAGGCUCGGGCUUGAGAUUACCAUGUUAAAGUCAAGGCUCCAAACUGGCAAAUUCUCCAGCAUGAAGAAUCUUGCAUUGCCUGGCUGGAGCCUCUUGGGGAGAAAGCUUUCUCCACCCUGUAUACUCCGCCCUCCUGCAGAUCCAGCCCUGACCUGCCCCACUCCCUGGAGCUAGCAUGUCUGCCUCCACAGUUGCUACAGUGUGUACGAGGUGAGCGCUCCAGGUGUCUGCCAGCAGCAUGUAGGCGGGGGCAGCUGUCUGUUUUGUACAGAACCUGCUUAGGGAGGGAGGAUCUUCCUUCUCCUCCAUCCAUUGCCCAGGUACCAAAGUUCUAAGGAUCGUCCUUCAAAUGUUGCUUUUUAAAUCAGUGCUUGAGAUGGGACCCAGGGCCUUGGAUGUGUUUAGCAAGUUUUUUUUUUUUUUUUUUUUUUUUUUUAACAGAGCUAUACCCCAGUUGCACAGAUUUUCCUUUCUGAAGAAAAGAAUGGAAGGCCGGCCCUUUGAAAGAGGGAAGCCAUGCUACCUCUGGAGGUGGCAUAGGUCAUAGGACCAAUGGGGUUAAGCACCAUCCCUGAUCUGACCUACUUUUCUACCUGUGCCCACAUCCCCUGAGGCCAGCGUGUUGGGUGGAGCCAGCCUGGCACCCCUGUACCCACACCUGGGACUUCCCCUGAUUGGAAAGCCCCAGGACCCAGGCCUCCUCCCUGCUCUGCCAACUCUCACCAACUGCCUGGGUUCUGCUCGCCUCCUGUCAGAUCUCCAUUACUACAUGUCAAACUACAUCUUGAUACCCAGACCAAGGGACCUCAACCCCAUGGAUCCACCCUUUAGGGCCUUCUUUGAUGCCUGGCUGCUCCCUAUCUGAAGAUUCUUGUGUGUAGAGGGGUAGGGUUCGAGACAGGAUUUCUCUGUGUAGCCCUGGCUGUCCUAGAGCUCAUGUAGACCAGGCUGGCUUUGAACUCACAGAGAUCCUUUUGCUUCUGCCUCCUGAGUGCCGGAGAAAGCCUGACUGAAGAAUUUUUUUUUUUGGAGAUGUGGGGCAAGGAAGAUAGGGCUUGCAGGAAGCUAUCCCUUGUUGAUCAUUUGCUCCGUGCCAGGCAUUGUGUAGGCAUGCAUGGUGUCUCAUGUAAUGCACACCAGUGUGAUCCAGAGAGUUUAUAGUUUAUCGUUCUCAUGUUAUAGAUGAGGGAGCUGAGAAGCAAAAGGGGCUGAAUGACUUGCCCAAUGUCACAUAGCUAGGACGUUGCUGAGGUGCAGUGACCAGAUAUUGGUAGUUCUGAGCUCUCUUGACCAUACCAGACUUUCUACGCCUCUUCUUUAGCUUCCCACUCCUCUCCAUGGGAGAAGACACAUUUACUGAGCAUCUUAUAUACAUACCCCAGGCACUUUGCCAAAAAUAAAGGGGUCACUAUCCUCAAGAUCUACGGGAGAGGAGUGUAUAAGGACCAGCAAAUGUCUAACCUCAGUAACCCAAGCUAGCCUUGAACUCGCUGUGUAGCUCAGAUGAGCUUGAAUUUCUGAUCCUGAAUGCAGAAUCGCAGACACACGGCACCUGUUUAUGUGCAGCUGGAGACCAGAAGGGAUCCAGGGCUUUAAAGAUGCCCACUGAGGAGCCUCCAACCCAGGAGAGUCAUUUUCUUUUUGUCUUGUGUGUGUGCCAGGUUGGGUGUGAACAUGUUGAGGGCAAGCUGGGCAAGGUGGUACAUAGUUGCCUGUGAGUUCAGUACUCGGGAGACAGAAGAGGAGGAGCAGGAAAUGAAGGUCAUGCUUGGCUGUGAGGUGAGUUUGAGGCUGGCCCGGAAUUCCUGAGACCAGGUCUCCAAAAGGGAAAAGAAAAGAAAUCUAGCAAAGGAUACAGGAGAGAUAGCUCAGUGGUCAAGAGCACAAACUGCUCUACCACAGGACCCAACACUGAGGUUAGGUGGCUCACAUUCGCCUGUAACCCCAGCUCGAGAGGAUCAGACGCCCUUUUCUGACUUAUCUGAGCAGCCACAGACAUGUCUGAGACAUUUACACACACACACACACACACACACACACACAUACAGUGUUUAAAAUGUCAGUGAAAAAUAAAACGGGGCUGAAGAGAUGGCUCAGCAGUUAAGAGCACUGACUGCCCUUCCAGAGGUCCUGAGUUCAAUUCCCAUCAACCACAUGGUGGCUCACAACCAUCUGUAAUGGGAUCCGAUGCCCUCUUCUGGUGUGUCUGAAGACAGCUACAGUGACCUCAAAUCUUAAAAAACAAACAAACAAGGCUGGUGAGAUGACUCAGUAGGUGAAGGUGCUUCCUGCCAAGUUCAGAGCCUUAGUUCUAUCCCUAGACCCACAUUGUAGAAGGAGAGAACUAACCAGCUACCUGACAUUUGUAAUAAUUAUACACAAGGGCUUUCCUUUAUUACUGUUUAUUUUGGUGUACCAUGGUUUGUUUACAUGACUGUCUGCUUAUGUGUGAAGUCUUGCAUAUGCACGUGUGUGUGCAAGUGUCUGUGUAUGCAUGUGUGUGUGCAAGUGUAUACAUGCAUGUGUAUAUACAAGUGUUUAUCUGUGCAUGUGCGUGUGUGUGCACAUGUGUGCAGGCGUGUAGGUGCAUGUGCAUGUGCAUGUGUGUGCGCCUUGGGUGUCGUUCAUCAGGAAUCAUCUGCUCCAUUUUAUUUGUUUGUUCCCUUUCUAAAGAUUUCAUUUGUUUUUGAGUUAUGUCUGAGUGUUUUCCUGCUCUUACAUAAGUAUACUACAUUCAUGCAUUGCCUUUAGUGGCCAGAAGGGGUAAUCUGAUCCCCUGGAACCAGAAUUCAGCCGGUUGUCCUCUAACAUGUGGGUAUCAGGAACUGAACCCAUGGCCUCUGCAAAGGGUGAGAUGAUUCUUAGUUUCCGAGCCAUCUCUUCACCACCAUUCUGUGCUGUUUUUAUUUUGUUUUUUUCAAGACAGGGUUUCUCUGUGUCAUUCUGCCUGUCCUGAACUCACUCUGUAGACCAGGCUGGCCAUGAACUCAGAGAUUUGCCUGCCUCUGCCUCCUAAGAGCUGGAAUUAAAGGUGCGUACCACCACCCAGCUCCCAGUCUGUGUUUUUAAAACAGAGUCUCAGGCUGGAGAGAUGGCUCUUCCAGAGGUCCUGAGUUCAAUUCCCAGCAACCACAUGGUGGCUCACAACCAUCUGUAAUGAGAUCUGGUGCCCUCUUCUAACCCAAAGGCAUUCAUGCAGGCAGAACACUGUAUACAUAAUAAAUAAAUAAAUCUUUAAAAAAAAUUUAAAAAAAAGUCUCUCAGUGGCCGAGAGCUUACCAAGUAGACCAAGUUGGCUGGCCAGUGCCUCCCCAGUAUGGAGUCUUAAGCAAACACCACAUCAUGGGGAUGGAGCCCAGGCCUUUAUGCUCCCAUGGCAAACCUUUGACUGAGUGAGCCAGCUCCUCAACCUUCCUUUUUCAUUUGUUCUACUUUAGCACCCAUAUGUGAUUCCCUAAAAAACUUGAUUUUGUCUUUUUCCCCUACUGUGUGUGUGGUCCGGGCUAGCCUCAAACUCAUACAAUAUCCAGAGUCAGUUUCUCAAAGGGAGGUGUCACAUAGCAUUACACUUGCAAUCUUGGCCUGGCCUCCACUUCCCUCGAUUUUAGGCUUUUAUAAUAGAAUGAUAUUGCAACUAUUUUCUGUUUUUCUGUGAGAUGUGUCUGUACAGAAUUGCCAUUUUUGUUGCAAAGCCCUUCAUUCCUACGUCGCAAUGCACCCCUUCAUCCUGGUGGUCAUAGAUCUGGAAGGUGAUUCAGUUUAGACCAUUGCAAACACCACAUCUCUGCAUAAUCUUUUUCUCUCUUUUUAUGCAUAUAAGGUGGUUUGUCUGCAUGUAUGGGCACCACAUGUGUGCCUGGCAUCCACAGAGGCCAGGAGAGGGUGUCAGAGCCCCCCUGGGAUGGGAGUUACAGACAGUUGUGAGCCCCUCUUUGAGCGCAAGGAACUGAAUCCAGGUCCUCUGGGAGAGCAGCCAGUGUCCUUAACCUCUAAGCUGUCUCUCCGGUCCAGCUUGAACAUCACAGUUCCUCGAGAAAAAUCAAACUAUAUAUUCAAUUUUCCUUUUCUGUUGGCGUUGGUUUUAGUUUAGUUUUGUUUGACACAGGGUCUUGGAUAUGUAGCCCAAACAGGCUUUGAACAGGGAUUGUGUACCCCUGCCUCAGCUCCCUAGCACUGAGAUUACAAGUUUGUGUCAUCAUAUCCUUCAGUUUCAGUUGUAACUGACGAUGUUGUUUACCAGACAGUUAUACUAGGUCAAGUGUGUUAGCAUUCUGUCUAAGCUCCACCCCCACAGUUACCUGGCAAUAGCGGGGUAUGCCUGACACUAUAAAAGGGGCUGCUUGAUCCCUCCUCACCUCACUCUCUUGCUUCUUGUUCUCUCUUGCUCUUGCCUACCCCCCUCCCCAUUCCCUUCCCCCUCUCUCUCCUUGUGCUCAUGACUGGCCUCUACUCCUCUAUUUCUCUCUCUCACUCUCUCUCUCUCUCUCUCUCUCUCUCUCUCUCUCUCACACACACACACACACACACACACACACACACAUGCGCACACUUUCUCUGUUCCUACUACCCUCUUAACUCCCCUCCCCAUGUCCUGAAAUACACUCAAUUUAUUCUGUACUAUACCAUCCUUUCAUCCUGUGGCUGGUCCCUCAGAGAGAAGGGAUGCCUCAGCAUGCCCCACCUUCCCCCACACCUCCAUAGAACAUAUUCUCACUUUCUUUAUCUUUUUAUAAAUGCAUCAAAGCUAGCACCUAUAAUCUCGGAACUGGGGAGGUCAAAACAGGGGGUUCAAAAGUUCAAGUUACUGGCUACAUAAUAAAUUUGAAGCAGCCAGCUAAGCUACAGAAGACUCCCGAGCUCAAAAAACAAAAACAAGCUAAAAAACAAAAAAACAAAAAAACAAAAAAAAAAAACCCCAACAACAACAUAGGUAACAAUAAGUUCUGACAGGGUCAAGAAUAGCAACAAGAAACCCCACAGGCUUUUGUUAUCGCCAACCAUCUGUGGUGAUUCUUAUUCUUGAAUAAGAUCCAAGUUCCCUGGGAGUUGGUGGUGCCCGCCUUCAAUCCCAGCACCCGGGAGGCAGAGGCAGGUGGAUCUCUGGAUUCCAGGCUAGCGCCAGGGCUGUCACACAGAGAAACCCUGUCUUGAAAGACAAACAUCCAGAGUUGGGGAUUUAGCUCAGCGGUAGAGCGCUUGCCUAGCAAGCGCAAGGCCCUGGGUUCAGUCCCCAGCUCCGGAAAAAAAAAAAAAAAAAAAAGGAAAAAGAAAGACAAACAUCCAAAUCCCUAACUUGGCUCACAAGCCCUGCUCCGUAGAGCCUCUACCUUGAUCUCUGACCUGUGUCGUAAUGAGUCUUGUCUCCGCUCAUGGCAGUCUGUGGAAUGCUCUUGCACUAGAAAUUUCCAUGGCUUGUUCUCUCCGUUCAAGUCUUUCCCUGAAGCUGUCUUUCAUUAACAUCCUAGUCUUCAGUAGUCAGGGUUCUUCCCUGCCCUUCCGGGCUCCCUUCUCCUCUACUUGUCACUUUGUUUCACUUGUUGUUGGGAGGUCACCCCACCCACACCACAGCACACAUGUGAAGUUGGCAGGAGUUGGUUCUCUCCUUCCACGGUGUGGGGCUUCGUGACCAGUGCCAGGUUACCCGGCUUGCAGACAAGAACGUUCCUGGAUAGACCAUCUCUCCAGCUUCUCUUCCUUUUAUUUAUGUUUAAUCUGUAGACUUGUUUGUUUUUGUUUUAUGCAUAGGAGUGGUCUGCUUUCGUGUCUAAGUGUGCAGCACAGGCAUAUCUAGUACGCACGUGGGUCAGAAGAGGGCAUCGGAUCCCCUAGUCCUGGAGUUACAGAUGCUCGUGAGCCUGUGGGUGCUGGGAUCUGGACCCAGUCCCCUUAAAAGAGCAGCGAGUGCUUGUAAUUGAUAACCUGUGUCUUCUGCUUGCUCCCCUUUUUUAGUAUGGUACUGUGUGGUUGCUGGGAAUUGAACUCAGGACCUCUGGAAGAGCAGCCAUUGCUCUUAACCUCUGAGCCUGAACCUCUCAGGCCCAGGUUCCCUUGUUGCUAACUUUGUUUUUUGUUUUUUUUUUUUUUCUUUUUUUCCUUAACUGGUUAUUUGGGUUCAUUCGGCCUCAGACAACUCCCCCUUUUCUGCCAGGGCUUGAAAAUUUGCCCCGAAUCCUUAAGGAGUAUCCUAAGUACUGGGUGCUGCCCGGAUUCCCCUCUUCAAACAGCCUUUUAUCCGAUGACCCUGUAAUGAUGAACACAGCCACUCAAGCUCUGAAAUACUGACUUAUCUACCCACUGGGUUUCUGUCCCCACCCUGCCCUACUCCUCACAUUAAGGGCCCUUUUGAAGAGAGGAAAGCCGGCUGUCUAGCUCACUCCUGCAGCCAGCGCCUAUGCAUAAUAAACCAGCAAAUAAUAGUUGUCCGGGCCAGCUGUUGGUUUCCCCGUAGACAGCCAGGCACCCCCAUACCCACACUGGGACUCACUCUCUCAGAAACUCUCAGUACCCAGGGACCCCAAGACUCCUACCAUCUCCCAGCAACAUCCCAGACUCAGUGUCCUGGAGUGCUUCUAUUGCUGCUGCCUCACCGAGCCCCUCUGGGAACUUUUGGAGAACCUUGAGGUCUUAGUUCUGGCCAUCAGGCUUGGAGAGACUCAGGCAGGUAUCAGGGCUUAGAAUUGCUAGAAGUACCUUAGGAUUGAAUAGUGGGAGGUAAGACUUGAGAAAGGUAAGACCAGUCUAAGACAGGAAAGGUAUUCCAGGCAGAAGGAUUAGUGUGAGUGACUGCAGACCACCGGAAGGGCAGUGCGGGUCCUGAUCUGGCCCAGGUAAAGGAAAGAAGGGAGGGUCGAUGAACGUAUUGUCAGGCACGUCUGGAAGAGAAUGGCCAGGUGGGGAGGUCUGAGCUCCCUGCAGGAUCAGCGAGGCUCAGAGUGUCUUAGGCUUAAUCCUUCCCCCGCCCCCCAGCCCCGCCCUCCCCCCAACUCACACAUUGCACCCUCAGGUUUCACCCAGCCCUCCCUUCCACCCAGCCCCCAAAGCAGCCUCCUGCAGCCAAAUGGACUUCUCUCUGGGCCUUCGAUUGGGGCCUCAGAAUAAGAAGGCUAUUUACCAGGAGCCGCCUCCAUCCUCUGUGCGUGGACCCCCAACUACCUCUCCCUGCUUGUCCUGUCCCCCUUCCGCUUGUGCCUGCCCCUGUCCCAGCUGCCCCCCUCCCCCAUGCUCCUGCACUGCUUGUCCCUCAGACGCUGCUGCUACCUGCCCUUCCUGUCCAGGCCUCCCUGGCCCACCCUGCACGUGUUCCUGCCCUCCUUGCCCUGCCUGUCCUCCUUCAACGUGUCCGCAUACCUACUGCGUCCUCUGCUCCAGCCCAUCUACGACCUGCUGCCGCCCUUCGCCUUGCCCUACUUACUCUUGUUCCGGGGGCCACUGCCUGUCGACCACUGCCUGUCGGAGCUCCCGCUUGGGCUGCAGUAGCAGCUGCAGCUGUGGCCGUGGUGUUGCAUGGGGGCCUCGGGGCUCCACGGGCUGCUGUAGUGUCUGCUUCAGGAGACAGAGGGCUGCUUCUCGAGGGCUCUGUCAGAUAAUCUAGGCUGAGAGGUUGUGUCCUGCGAAAGGUGGUUCAGCUGGCCCUGGGGCUAGAGCCUGGAUGUAAUCAGGCGGGCCCUUAACUUAAGGGGGUCAGGGGACCACUCCGUGGACAUUUAUUUGCUUCUGGAUGUUUGAUUCUGCUGGUUCCAAAACCUGCUCCUCCUGGAAAGCAUCCUCAGAACCUUCCUUGCAGCUCUUUAAAGGUAAGCAUGUCUAUGUUCCUCUCCACUCAGACUCCAGUGGAGACCUUGUGCGGUCCACAAGGGAACACGGGGUGGGGAAGCUCUUGGUUCAGAAGUCACUUCUGACUCUAGAAUCCAUCCCCACUCCUGAUGGUCUCUGGCCUCCUAACCUCUAAAUCGUAAGCCAGACAAAGCAGCCCCUCAGACUAGAAGAGAUGAUUGAGCCAAGGGCUCUUGGUUUCUCCGUCCCCUGGGAUAGCUUGACAUCCUUUCUGGUCUUUUGUGUCCAUCCAGGAACCUUCUGCCCACCCGGAUGUGGAUGUUUUGUGUUGGAAAUUUCUAAGCAUUCACUUAGCCUCAUGACCUCAAUCUGACAGCACUAAUGCUGUCUGUCCCUGUCUGAUCAUCUGUCUUGGGGAAGAGGGGAACUGGUGACCCUCCCCUCAGGCUCUCAGGGGUCCUACCCACACAUCACACACCAGUGGUUGUAAGUUCCCUGUCGGGGUGGAGGUGAAAGAUUCAAAAGCCACCAAGAGAGGUGGCUUCGUUAAUUUUUUUUGUUUGUUUGUUUUUGUUUUCUUCUGGAGCUGAGGACAGAGCCAGGACAGAACCUCAUGCUUGUUAGGCAAGAAUUCUACCACUGAGAGAUGGCUUAGUGGUUAAGAGCAUGGACUGCUCUCCCAGAGGUCCUGAGUUCAAUUCCCAGCACCCACCUAGCAGUUCACAACUCUCUCUAAUGGGAUCUGAGGAUUUCUGGUGUAUCUACAGUGUACUCAUAUACAUUAAAUAAGUCUUUAAACCUCUACCACUGAGCUAAACCUCAACCCUGAGACAGAGUUUCAUAUAGCCUUAUAAAUUUACAAUAUAGACAAGUUUGGCCUUAAAUUCCUAUUCUUCCUGCUUCUACUUCUCAAGGGUUGGGAUCACAAGUAUGUACCACCACACCUAACUCUCUCUCCCCUUGGUCUUUUAAUUUACUACAUUCCUCAGUUCCUCCCCCUUCUCCUCUUGGUUACAUUUUAUUUACUUUGUGUGUAUGUGUGUGGGCACUGGCCCGCCACAGUGGAAGACGGAUGACAACUUCCCGGAGUCAGGUCUCUCCUUCCACCGCAUAGGAAUUAAAUGAACGUUCAGCAGCAGGUGUUGUGCCAACUUGCCAGGCCCAGUCUCUGUUUUUCCUCCUUCUGAGUUUCUUUUUCUCUUUUUCACUUCUUCUUCUUCUCCUUCUUCUUCUUCUUCUUCUUCUUCUUCUUCUUCUUCUUCUUCUUCUUCUUCUUCUUCUUCUUCUUCUUCUUCUUCUUCUUCUUCUUCUUCCUCUUCUUCUUCUUUUUGCUUUUUGACAGACUCUUACUCCGUGCUGGCCUCAAACUCUUAUUCCGCCACAGCCUGGGGUGUUAGAUGCGUACCACAGUGCCUAGCUGAUUCACGGAGAACUUUACAGUGGAAGAAGCAUGAUGUCCGCUAACGAAGCUUAGCAUCACUAAAUGUGACAGAGCCAGGCACGGACACCGUUUGCCUGCGGUCAUGAUGGAUGCAGUCUGAGGCCUGUAGCACUGCCUAGGAAAGAUGCUGGCUGAAGAAGCAAACAAUCCUCUCAACGUGAAUUAGAUCAAACCCUCAACGCUGUCUCGUGUGUGUGUGUGUGUGUGUGUGUACACAUGCAGGAGUGUUCAUGAGUGUUCAUGAGUGUGGCGCGUGUAUAUCCUGUGCAUAUGCAGGACUUCAUGGAGAUCAACCCUGGUUUUGUUCCUCAGAGCAUGGUCCACCUUAUUUUUAUUUUUAUUUUUCAACAUAGGCUCUCAGUAGAUCCUGUCUUUUCAUCCUCGGCUCUGAAAUUACACUCUUGUCCUCAUCACCAUGCCCACAGUUUUUAUGAGGAUUAAGCUCAUAUCAAGUUUGUAUGUCACGCAAGUGCUUUACUACCUGAACUGACUCCUCAGCCCCCCCCUUUUAAAGAUUUAUUUAUGAGUACACUGUCACUUUCUUCAGACACACCAGAAGAGGGCAUCGGAUCCUGCUACAGAUGGUUGUGAGCCACCAUGUGGUUGCUGGGAAUUGAACUGGGAACCUCCGGAAGAGCGGUCAGUGCUCUUAACCACUGAGCCAUCUCACCAGCCUCCCUCAGCCCCUUUUAUUUAAUGAGAAAUGCAGGAGAUAGAGAAACAUAAAUGACACAAGGAAGUAGGUAGACUCCUCCGGUAAAAUGUGGGCGACGUUGAAGAGAAUCUGACCCAGUUACCUAAAUAAGUCAUCGGCUGUGGGGGAAAGGAGAAGGAGCUUAAAACACAGAUACAGAGCUGAGAAUAUACCUCAGUAACAGAGCCCAUAUGCAGGCUGCACAAAGCCUGAGGGUGUGAGGAUGUGGUCGACAACACGGAACAUAGGGAUCUCUUUUCCUUCAAGACUAGGGGAUGCCAACUAUAAAGAUAUUUAGAAGCUGAGGGCUGGAGAGAUGGCUCAGCAGUUAAGAGCACUGACUGCUCUUCCAGAGGUCCUGAGUUCAAUUCUUAGCCACCACAUGGUGGCUCAUGAUCACCUGUAAUGGGCAUCUGAUGCCCUCUUCUGGUGUGUCUGAAGACAGCGGUGACAGUGUAUCCACAUACAUGAAAGAAAGAAAUCUUUAAGGAAAAAAAAAAGAGGUUGAGAACAUUUAACUGUAGACUAGGUUUUAGUUUUUGGUUAUAUAGCCCUGGAUGGUCUGGAACUUGCUACAUAGAGCUAGCUGGUCUUGAACUCACAGUGACCCAUCUGCCUCUGCCUUUCCAGUGCUAAGGGUAAAUGUGUGUGUCAUCAUUACCAGCUUGGGUGCUAUAGCUUUAAAUUUUACUUAACAUUUCCCUAUGUAGUGUAUGUGCUCCUGUGUGCGUGUGCGUGUGUGUGUGUGUGUGCAUGUAUGUGGACUCCUGAAUAUGCACAUGCACACACCAUGCAUGUCGAGGUCAAAGGAUACUUUUCAAGUCUGUUCUUUACCUCCCCAAAGUGGGUCUCAGGGAAUUAAACUGGUGGUGAGCAGUCAGCUCUCUGGGCCAUCCUCCUGGCCCUGGACUGAGUUUUUGCGAUCCAGGGAGCCAGUGCUAAUUUUGUUAGAUGUAAAUGUGGCUUUGGGGUUGUUAGUGAAACAGCCUACUUGGUUUGAAUGUCUGAAUGGGGAGGGCAGAAGUGAGAGCCACAGACUGUAUCAUUGUUGGAUUAAAUGCGAAUGGAGUUGUAAACAUUUUAAUAAUAAAAUACUAAACAAACUCCUCUGGUAACUUUGGCUUCAGCAACACUCCAAGCACUUCUUCCCUGAAAGCUAGGACUUCCUCGUGGCUUCUUGCACACAGAUCCCAGCUACUGGAGAUAAACUGAAUGGACAGAGCCCUCUAGUCACUUGCUGGCAAGCUUUCAUACAAGAUCUUUCCCAGUUGUACCUCAGAGUCCAAGGGGUCAUAGCAGCCUUAAGAGUAUACGUAUUCUGAAUGGAUCCUACAAUAAUACAAAACAGCACAGGGUCUAGAGGGAUUGCACAUGGGUAAGAGUGGACACUGCUCUCACAGAGAGCCCAUAUUGGGUCAUCUGCAUCCACAGGGCAGUUCACAACCUCCUGAAACCCGUAUUCUACAUGUUUCAACGCCCUCUUCUGGUCUCUGAGGGAACCAUGAUCACAUAGUGAGUCUAUAAACAUGUCAGAAGGCAAACACUCAGACAGGUAAAAUCAGAAUAAAGAAAUCUUUGGAGUUCUGCUGUUGCUUUGGUUUUUUUUUUGUUGUUUGAGACAGGGUUUCUCUGUGUGGCCCUGUCUGUCCUGAAACUCACUCUGCAGACCAGGCUGACCUCAAACUCACAGAGAUCGGCCUGCCUCUGUCUCCUGAGUGCUGGCAUUAAAGGCAUGUGCCACCAUUGCUGAGCUUCUCCAAGGUUUUAAAUAGACAAAAGUCAACAUUUACACAUAGUUUAUACAGCUACUGUACCCAUUCCAUUUCCCUGGGAACUGUGGGAGGACAGGAUUGUAGUCUUAAUUCCUGUUUUACCUCUUACCAUGGAAUGCUGGAUAAACUUCUUCAACCCUGUGAGCUAAUAGCACCUACCUUAUGAAUUAUUUUAACAGUUAAAUGCCAUCCAUUGUAGUUGGCCAAAAAAAUUUUUUUUAAAGUGAGGGAUCAAAGGCUCUCAUUCAUGGUAGGCAAAUGUUCUAUUGAUGAUCUACAGAAUCCAUGGGUGAGAUUAUAAAAGGCAUGUGGCUCCGGUGGGUGUGAAGUAUGUCUGGGCUUCCAACAACUGUAGCUGUUGUGUUUGACGUGGGGACAUCUCCACAACCGAGUAAAAGGUAAAUGGAAUGAUAUUCGUAAACCUGCAUUUGUUUUCUUUCUUUUUAACAACCCUGACCCAUUUGUCAUACCUCCUUUUAUAGAACAUGUAACAUGAAAUUGUGGAUUUGAUUUUAAGAAAGAUAGAAAAAGCUGGGCAGUGUGGGCACACGGCUUUGAUCUCAACACCCGGGAGGCAGAGAGGCAGGUGGAUCUCUAGGAAUUCAAGAACAGCCUGGUCUACCUUGUGAGUUCCAGGACAGCCAGAGCUACACAGUAAAACCCCUGAAUAGAUGGCUCAGUGGUUAAGAGCAAUGACUGCUCUUCCAGAGGUCCUGAGUUCAACUCCCAGCAACCACAUGAUGGCUCACAAUCACCUGUUAUGGGAUCUGAUGCCCCCUUCUGGUGUGUCUAAAGACAGCUAUAGUGUACUUAUAUAUAAUAAAUAAAUCUUUAAAAAGAAAUCCAGACCAGCAGAUGGUGUUAAGUGCUAUGGAGAAAACAUAGCACAUAGAAAAAGACAGAGAAGGAAAGAGAGCAGGACACUAAGCCUGGUGGUGCAUCUAGGAAAGCCAAGCACUUGGGAAGUAGAGGCAUGAAGGUCAGGAGUUCAAGGUUACUUUUGGCUACAUACUGGGUUGAAGACCAGACUGGGCAACCCAAGACCUAGUCUAUAAAAAAUAAAUAACCCCCAAAAAGGGCCUAGGGAUGUGGGCCAGUUGAUAAAGUUCUUCUCUAGCAAGGCUCAGCACUCCGCCUCCUAAGACUCAAAUCAGGCUACAAACACUAAGCCUGCAGAUUCAUGAGACCCCAUGCCCCAGACAAAGGAGUACCAGGGUUUGGUUCUUUUUUUUUUUUGGUUCUUUUUUUCGGAGCUGGGGACCGAACCCAGGGCCUUGCGCUUCCUAGGUAAGCGCUCUACCACUGAGCUAAAUCCCCAGCCCCCAGGGUUUGGUUCUUAGCACACACAUGACUUUUCUUUUCACAAUUGUCUGUAACUUUAGUGUCAGGUGAUCUGACACUAGGCACUCACAUGAUACACAGACAUAUAGGAAGGCAAAACAGUUACAUAUGUAAAACAGAUUUAAAAUAAAAUUGAGGGAAUUCUUUCCCUCCCCACCUCUCCAAAAAAUACUUUUUUUUUUUGUGAAAAAGAGAGUGUCUAAAAAAUAUUUCUUAGGAUCUUUGUUUGCUUGUUUUUUUAAAUUUUAAUUUAUAAAUUUAAAGAUUUAUUUUAUUUCAACACUUACUAUUUUAUGGGCACGGGUGUGUGCCUAAGUGACUAUACUCACACCACUUUCACACAGGUGCUCUCAGAAGUCAGAAGAGGUCAGUCAGAUUCCCUGGAGGAGCUGUGGUUACAAACAAUUGUGAAAACUACUCUGCAUAUUACUCUGCACAAGCAGCAUCAAGUGCUCUUAACCGCUGAGCCAUCUCUCCAGUUGGAAGUCCUCUCUAAUAACAUGAUGUCUGGACAGAAAAUUGGAGGAGUAAAGAAGGUAACUAUCUUGUGGAAGGAACUUGCAGGAAGCAGUGUGCAAAGGCCCAGGUGGGAGCCAGUGUAGACAGAGGAGACCUCGUGGUAAAAGAUGAAGUCAUGGACGUAGCAAAAAGCCUCCGGACAGAUGCAUUUGUACACAGAUUUUGGCUUCUAUCCUUAGUGAAAAGGGAAGCCAUUGCAGGGUUUCCAAGACAUAAUAUUGGAUAUUGAAACUUAACAUUCCAAGAUAAAGCAGAUCCUAGGUAGCAGGAGGUGGGAGUCGAACUCCAGGGCUGAAGUUUUGAACUCUAAAGCUGCCAUUGAUCCUUAAGCUUUCUUCAUUUGGGCACUGCUCCCCUGAUUUCACACAGAGAAAGUGGUCAGGUAAGAUUGCUACCUCAAUCUAUGUGCAGCAGGACUCCGGCUUUACACCACAUCGCCUCCCUCAGGUGUCUGGACAAUACUGACUGCUGGUCCGGAGGUCAGGGGAGCCUCGAUUUAGGACAGUGGAGUUCAUUAGCAAACGGUACCCGCUGGCUCGGAGGGACUGCUGGCACCUUUCCGAGGUACUGCGUGGAGGAAAACAGAAAAUAUGCUUUUACUCCCGACGACCCCGAGGGUACAGGUCCGCUGGAGGACCUGAUGCCACUGACAGAGCUGCCCGCCGCUCCAGCAUCCCCAGCCCCACCGGCUCUUCCGCCCCAGGGCGGGGC
This is a messenger RNA of Rattus norvegicus (Norway rat), 18658 nucleotides long. The record is from RefSeq and is a predicted model, not a curated record. Lineage: Eukaryota; Metazoa; Chordata; Mammalia; Rodentia; Muridae.